UAUUGGUUGUUUUCAUAGGUCGAAGUUGAAGAUUCGCAUCCUGCUAUCGGAACAGUUCCGAGCACCAUUGCGACCAAGCAUUGUUGUUUGCAUCUUUCUUGAAAUAGGCUCUCUGAAUUUGUCUAAGCUGAGCAUAAGACUAGCCUUCUAUUAGGACAUUAAUAAAACAGUUUUUGCAAGCAUAUUUGGCCCAUGUUUGAGAAAUGGCUCCAUCAGUGCGACGUAGGCAUACUCCGGUGAAUUAUGCACAACAACUUAUCAAUGCAAUAAUAUCAAUAAGACAACAAAAACAAAUUCCAAACUUCGAUAGGAUUUCACGUUAUCUUCAACGUUACACAGAAAUUUCACCCAGAAGAUGCAAGGAGCAUCUGAACAAUGCUGUUAGUGAUGGACUUAUUGAAGAAUAUACUGCAGUGGGUUUUAAAGGUCAACGAACUGGCUUAGAACAAGAAGGUUAUAGACUACCACAGGGAGUAAUAGAAGAAGUAAAUGAUGGCCAUGAUUGGUAUUGCUUUGAAUGUCAUGGGCCUGGAGAAGUAUAUGAAUGCAGUGACUGUUUCCGUGUUUACCAUCAAGGCUGCACAAGAGAAGACACUUCUGGUGAAACCUUUACUUGCAGUGUAUGCAUGGCUAGCAAAAAAAAGAACAAGAUGAAGAAAAAAAUGCUGAACACCCUACUUAGUUAUACCGUUUUGCGCCUUAGAGAAAAGACAAGAGAACUUCAUAAAAUUAGUUCCAAGUCAAAUGCAGAAGAUUUUAAAAGAUUCAUCUACAGAAAAAUGGACUUGAACAGAAUGGAGCAGAGAGUUCAGGCUUCACGUUACAAAUGCUUGGAAGAAUUUCUAGCUGAUGCUCGUACCAUUCUUCAUAACUGCACACUGUUAUUUGGAGAAGAUAAAAAUGGACUGGCUGAGCUUGCUGUGAUUAUGGUUAAAGAUUGCAAAUAUGAUCUGGAUGAAAUAGAACUGUGCCCUAACUGCUACUACAUGUCAAAUGCAAAACCAGAAGAUUGGUUUUCUCAACCCUGUAACCCUCCACAUGAUAUUGUGUAUGCCAAACAGAAGGGAUAUAGUUAUUGGCCAGCAAAGGUUGUUCGUGAUUUAGGUGGUAAAUCUGAUGUUCGUUUCUUUGGAGGUUGGCACCAGAGAGCUGUGAUACCUGCAGAAUACAUUAAGCCCAUCACAACUGAUUUGAAAACAAUGACAAUAAAAAAAACAGCUGGUUUUAUAAAAGCCAUGAAAGAACUCAAAAGGUAUCAGGAAAUCUUAGAAGAAAGAGAACAAGACAUUGAAGCUAAUGGAGAAAAACAAGAAUCAGAAGAAGAAGAAGAGGAAGAAGAAGAGGUAGAAGAGGAAGAAGAAGAAGAGGAAGAGGAAAUAGGAGAAGAGGAAGAAGAAAUACAAGAUGAAAUAAAAGAUCAAGUCACAGGGAAGAAAGAUCUGUCUGAGAUUGAAGAUGAGGAUGUAGCCAAAAAGCGAACACCUAAAAAGACACCAGCUAAACGUAGAGAAAGUUCACAAACUAAAGGAUCUGUUGGAAGUAAAAAGGGAGUUAAGCGGCACAGAGAGGAUGACGAGGACAUUGACAGUCUGAUGGACAUGGAAGAUGAGUUUGAUAAUAGACAAGUUACUUCUACAAGUGUUGAAAAAAAUGCUAAAAUGAGAAAAAGGAAAUCCUCUAAGUUGAACAGUCAUGAUGAGUCUUAUACUGUUACUUCAAGUGUUGACAAAGUUGUUAACAAUAUAGUUGUUCCAACAACCUCCACAGCUGUCCAGACAUUGUCUGUGAAGUUGGAAAGCACAAGCUCACAGACUGAGGUGGACAGUUCAGUUUCUGUUGAGAAUUUUAUUGAUCCCAAGGCUUAUAUAAAAUCUUCACCAUCAUUUGAUCUGAAAGAAGAGACAAAUGAUCAGAAGUUGGAGGAAAGAAUGACUUUAGCGAUGGCCAAUCUUACCAAAAGACUGGAAGAAAAGUUUGAAGAAGAUAAAUCAUUGGCACUUAAAGAAUUAUCACGACAGUUGGAAGAGGACUUUGGAAAAGACAAGCAGCAAGCAGUAGAACGAACAAUGGCUAGCAUGAAAUUAGAAGUAGAAAAAGCCAGGAAAGCAGGGGAAGACAAAACUCGAGAACAAUACAUGGAAGAAAUGAAGAAACUGGCUGCUAAACAUAAGGAUGCCAUUUCUCAAGUCAAGAAAAAACAAUGGUGUCAAAACUGUGAAGAGGAGGCUAUGUACCACUGUUGUUGGAACACAUCCUACUGCAGCGUCACAUGCCAGCAAGCACAUUGGCAUAAAGAUCAUAAACGAGUAUGUCGUCGCAAGAGAAAUGAAAAAGAGAUGAAAUAGAAAUCAACAAAUAACAUCAGGCACACAAGCCUUCUUACAGACUGGAUCAUGGUGAAUGAGAUACAUUUAUCAAUGCAAUGUUAUUCAGUAACCACUUGUGCUUCUAAAAACUGACUGGUAUUUAUAACCCAUUGAAUAAUAAUGUAAAUUAUUUUAUAUUUAUAUUUGAAUAACAGUUUUAAAGCCUUCACUUCUUACUGAAAUCAAAAGUUUCUGUCUGUCAUUUCCCCUUAGGUCAGUGCUCACUCUCUAUGCAAGAUAAUGAUUAAAAUAAUUUUUUAGGUCUUAACUUCAACUUCACUUAAAUUAUCCUUUACACCUUUUCUGUUAGAGAAAUUCUCUUCAUAAAAUAAAAGUACUCCUAAUUAAAAAAAAGUUAUACUUUUUAAAAAUAGGUUUUACAGACCAGUAGUUCAAAAAGCUUUUUGAGAGGGUGUCAUUAUUUUACAAUUUAUAUCACCUUUGAUCAGGUAUGUUGUACAUAUUGAAAACAAACCAGUGUAAAAGAUUUAUUUUAAGCAAAGUUGUUCAUCUGUUAUUUUUAUUCUCUGUAUGUAGUUUCCUGUCAACAUUUUUAUUUUGAUGAGACUGGUGUAUUUCAUUUGAUGCUUUGUUACUAUGUUUAAACAGAUUUUCAUUUGAACUACACUUGCUUGUCAUUUACAUAAUCCUUUAUAAAAUUGGUGCAAGAAAUUAGUAAAUGGAAAUGUACAACAAUUUUUUAUCUUUUUUUUACUGUGGAUUUUACCUAACUAAAAUAUGUUAGUAUUUUUUCUGAAUGGAAUGAAAUGUUAAAUGUUUUACAUUUUAUUUUUGAUUUUUUUUAUAUACAUGCUGUAUUUUGCUUUCUUGGAUUUAUAAGAUCAACUUUUAAAUAAAUUCUCAGCCAAAAAAUAUAUUUAUGAAUUACAUUUUUCCUUUGUUGCCAUUCCUCUGCUCUGUGAAAAAAUUGCCUCAGCAUUUAAUUUUUUAUCACAAUAAUUUUUGGACAAAAAUGGCUGUAAUCAUACCAUUGUGUAUAUUAACCAGCUGAUCUGAUAAAAGCUCAACUUGACUUGAGGUCAUAGACUUGAGGUUUAUCCACCCAGUUGGCUCCAAAUAAUGUUUACUGUUUGAAAUCAUUAUUGUUACUAUCUUCAAUUUGUAAUACAUUUGCUUCAUUUUUGUCCCCUAUCAAUUUCACACAUCCUAAAAUCUAUUGCCAGAUAACUCUAGACAUUCCUUUUUCUAAAUAAAUUUCAAACAAAAUUUAUCUAAAAGUUUUUUUUUUGUGAGAGCCAAAUCCAGGUGGAUAUUACUUCAUUACUGGCUUCUUAUGUUGAAGUAUAUGAAAUAAUUAAGUUUCCAUAAAGCAGAAGAUGCUCAUCACAGGAAAUUGUUUACAUUAAAUUUUAUAUUAAAAGAUAAGCAAAUGAUUGUAGUGAUCAUUCUUACAGGGUGAAAAAGGAAAACCUAUGAGUGAGGUAAAGAAGAUUAUACUCACAAUUUUUAUUUCUAAUAUUAGCUAAUGCACGCUUAACUGACCUACUAAUUUGUAUUCUUUUUUUUUUAUGUAAAACUUUACAAAUCUUUAUUUCUUCUAUGAAUUUUUUUCUAUAAUGAUCUUGAAUCAAUUGUAAUUAUCUAGUCAGGUUAUGGGCGUUUUAUCUACUCUUACUAGAAAACAAAAUUGGCACUUUAAAAUUGAUGUUAAGUAAAAGCAAUUACUCUUCGUCUGAUAUUUUUUAUUCACCAAUACAAACUUGUGUUCUAAACAUUUUAAACUAGCACCUAAAGUGCUUAUUAUAAGGCUGUGAUUUUUGCCUCUACUAGAUAGUAGAUUAUCAAUGAAAUAAUGAGAUGCAAUCUUUUGUUUAUGUUUUAGUCUUGUUCAAAUUUUAAAAAAAAGCUAGCUUGUUAUGUUAAAUAUUCAGAAUACAGCAAGAGAUAAUUGUCUUUUAUUUCCUUUAGAUUCCUGUCUCUAAACUUUGUGAUCUCUCAUCAGGUUGUGAUGAAAUUAAUCUCAACCAGGCACUUUUUACUCUCGGCACUUAGCACUAAGCCUAAAACAUAUUAACAGCCAUUUGAGAAAAAAAACUGAUUUUAUUUGGUAUCAAACAAGAUAGCAUGUAUUGGAAUUCCUUAGAUUAUGAAUGAAUUAAAAUGUUUAAGACAGACAGUUAGAAUUUUAAGUUACUUCUAAAAUGUAUUUCUAUUCUUUGUAAUCAUGUUUUACAACAUUCCUGUCCUAAAAGUAGUGUAAAUUUUGUUUUUAUGGUCACUCAUAUAUCAUAGCUUGCUCUAUCUUUUAAUCAUGUAAUUUGAUAGCAGAUUUUUACCUUUUUUUUUAUUUUAAAAAAGUAGUACUAGCUUAAAAGGUUAAACACAACACAUUUUUAUCAAUCAGAAAAGAAACAAAUGUACAAAAUAAUGUUAAAUCAAAAUCAAUUAUAAUUUUUUAAAAUGAAUUUUUAAACAUUUAUUUAACCAUGGAGGUAGAUGGAAAGUUUUUAAUUUAAAUAAAAAAAAAAAGAUAAAUAUUAUGUAGUUUUACAUUUUUAAAUCUUUAUUUACUGUUACUAAAAAUAAAUGGCAAUAUUUUCAUAAGUACUAGCUGUUUUAUUUCGGAUUAAUGGUGGAAUGAGGAAUACAUCAUGAUACUUAACAUCAGCUGACAAAGAAACAACCUUCCUACAUAGUAAGCCCAAUGUCUUGAACGUACGGGCAGUACAGUAGCUUGUUUUUUUUUAUUAUAAUCUUUACCUUUGCUGUAUAUAAGAUUAAAUGUCAUAUUCACAUGUCACUAUCCUUUAUGUUAAUUGCUGAAUACUCUAAAACUGAGCAUGUUUUAAAGUAUUUUUGUUUGAACCUGGUAAAUUAUAUAUUUUGUUCAAGUAUACAUUUUUUGUAAAGGAUCUACAAUGUGACCUGAUAUAUGUAUGUAUAGAUAGUCUAGUACCCUCAGUUGCUGGCACUUGUAACAAUAGUUCAAACAUUAACUGUAUAUGUUCAUGAAAAUAAGGUUUUAAACAUGUUCCAUAGCUUGUUGUUUUUCCCUAUAAAAUCACUGUACAUAUAGAUCUAAUUAAAAAGUUGUUAACAUUUAUCUCUGCUUGAUUUUGCACAAUUGACAAGGGAAAUUAAAAGUAUCAAAAUUUUA
Physella acuta is the source of this 5484-nucleotide messenger RNA. RefSeq names its product zinc finger MYND domain-containing protein 11. NCBI's taxonomy places the organism in Eukaryota, Metazoa, Mollusca, Gastropoda, Physidae. Gene Ontology annotation, molecular function: transcription corepressor activity; DNA binding. Gene Ontology annotation, biological process: regulation of transcription elongation by RNA polymerase II; regulation of signal transduction. Gene Ontology annotation, cellular component: nucleus. The record is from RefSeq and is a predicted model, not a curated record.